UUAGUGUUUCUCACCCCUGGGAGGCCCUGAUCCCCUGCCUCAGUCUCCCCUCAGGGGAAGGCCUCAGCUGACCCUCUGCCCCUCCCCUACAGCAUGCAGCCCCAGGAGAGCGGUGUCCAGUAUAGCCGGUGGAAGGAAAGUGGCCAGGAUGAAGUCAGUGUGGUGGCCGUGUCUAACAGUGAGGAGACCUCUUGCUGUGAGAGGGUCUGCUGGAAGCUGUGCACGGGCAAGCUGGGCAUCAUCAUGAAAGUGGUGGGAGGAGUGGCCUUCUUCUGGGCUGUCUUCAUCCUGGGCUAUGUCACUGGCUACUUCGUGCACAAGUGCAAAUAGAUGCUCUUGGGGAUGAGUGCAUACCUGCAGGACACAGGCUGGGAGGAAUACUCCCAUAUACACAGCCCCCCCCGCAAUGUACACAGCCCUCUCAUGUACAUGGACCCCCCUCACCCU
Molecule: messenger RNA, 447 nt
Organism: Trichechus manatus latirostris (Florida manatee)
Lineage: Eukaryota; Metazoa; Chordata; Mammalia; Sirenia; Trichechidae
Gene: SMIM1
Product: small integral membrane protein 1 (Vel blood group)
Exons: 2
Coding region: 94-330 (78 amino acids)
Source: RefSeq, a predicted model, not a curated record